CGGAUCCGCCGCCGCCGUGCCGUAGCGAUUUUCUCCCCAGUCCCCGGCGUUAGUAUCUAGGUGUGAUUGUCUAAAGGCUUACUCAAAUUCUUUCCGCCGUUGACGCAUUGCCCUAUAAGUUUUCAACAACGCCCAAGCUGAUCCUGCUCGUAUGUGCUGAGAUUCUCGUCAAUACCUUGCCAACACAUUUUGUCUGACACGAUCUGAAGUGACCGUCAUGCCUAAGUCGGUGAGACUCGAGAAAUGUCUGCCAUCGACGUCGUCUGCAUCUGGUAUACUGUUGCCCGACCACUACGUAGAAAAUGAUCCAAUCAUACAAACAAUUCUUGAGGCCAAGGCAUCGGAAUACAAAUUGUCUAGGCAUGAGAAACUAGUGAAGCUAUCCAGUAAAUCCUCCUGUCAGGUUUCAACUUGUCAAUGUAAUGGAUGGCGAGGUAGGCGUGAUAAUCGUCUAAUGACUUCAACUUGUACGAAAUCUGGCUGUAGUCAUCCUCUAUCUUCUCAUGUAUCACAUUUAGAAAAUGCCAAAGAUGAACAGUUAAAUACCUUACUAGGAUUAGUAUUUGAUCUCGAUAAUUUAUCAGUCACUGUAAAUAAAGAUUUAAAAAAACCAAAUAUUGAGAGAAAUUAUGUGCAAGAAGACACUUAUGGUGCAGUUUAUCAUGAAUUACGAAAUUUUGUAUACCCUGGAUCUUGUAUCACACUCGAAAAAUUAUUUGGCACUCCACCAUUUGAAAAUCCAAACAUAGUUAAAGCUUUAAUGAACUUUAAUAUGUAUAAGUUUGGCCAUGACAGCUCUCAACUCAAAAUUGCUUUGAAAAUCAGUAAAUUCUUAACAAAACAUUUUGAUCUUUGGAAAUGGAUUUCUCCUAAAGAAUUACCACAUUGUAAAACAUUUCAACAUAGAAAAAACUAUGAAUUCUAUUAUCAAAGAUACUUAGUGUUUUGUUUACUUCCCAAAUAUCUUCAUUCAAUUGCACCGAGUUUUAAAAUGAGUUUGAUAUUUGGUCAAGAUAUUCUUAAAUAUACACUAAAAGCAUUUAGAAUGCAUUUAACAGACUGGUGUCAUGCAUCAGCUCCAAAAUGGUCAACUAAUAGGAAACACUUUUGCAUGAGCUAUUUACCCAAAUAUAUGAAUCUAUUAGAAGAAGAAGUGUAUGCUGUACAUUCACCUAUAUGGGAUUUGCAUUUUAAAGAUUCUGAUUUAAAAAAAAUUAUUCUUACUGAUUCUUUGGACUCUGGGCUAGAUGAAACUAAGGAAGCAGAACAUAAAGAUCGUAGAAAAAAGGAUAAACACCCAAAUGAAGAAAUGUCAAUGAAACCAAAUGAAAAACAUAGUAUUGAAGACGCUUUAUCAGAAGACAAAAUUAUAGACAUUCUAAAAAAUGUUCAAAGUGGGCCUAUCACUUAUUCUAAGGAGUUUGGAUUAGAAACUGGACCUCGAGGACAUCAAGCUCGGACAGAAGAAGAACAUGGAAUUAUACGCUUUGUGGUUAUAGGUAAUUCAUUAGACUCAAGAGUUGAAAAAAGUACUAUGUUGUGGCUUAUGCAGCUAAGAAAUUUGUUCCGUACUCAAUUGCCAAGAAUGCCAGUUAGAUACAUUACUCGAUUAGUAUUUGAUACGAAGCACAAGACAUUAGCUUUAUUGAAAGAUGGUGUUCCUAUUGGUGGUAUAUGUUUUUGUCCAUUUGUCUCCCAAGGUUUCACAGAAAUAGUGUUCUGUGCAGUUAAAGUUGACCAACAAGAAAAUGGAUAUGGAACACAACUAAUGAAUCAUUUAAAAGAUUAUCAUAUUCAACAUAACAUACUUAAUUUUCUUACUUAUGCCGAUAAACUUGCAAUUGAAUAUUUUAAGAAGCAAGGGUUUAGUCAAGAUGUGAGAAUAUCUAAAAAAAUACAUCAAGAGUAUAUUAAACAUUAUCAGGGUGCUAUAUUGAUGCAUUGUGAACUAAACCCAAAAAUUAUUUAUACUCAAUUAACAUCAGUGAUACGCAUACAAAAAGAAAUAGUUAAAAGUCUGGUGGAAGAAAAACACAUGAAAAUAGAAAGACACUAUCCAGGACUGACAUGUUUCUUAGAUGGUGUACGCAUGGUCACUAUUGAAUCAAUACCUGGUGUCAUGGAUACUGGUUGGACCCCAUCGACACGAGCUACAAGAAAUAGUCGUGUCACAGAAGAAACAACUGAUAUUGAUGUCUUAGCUAAACACCUGAAAAAAGUUUUGCAAUUUGUGAAAAACAAUGCAUUGUCUGAACCAUUUUUGAAUCCAGUUGAUAAAAAAGUUCCUGGUUACUAUGAGCUUAUAAAGUAUCCUAUGGAUUUGAGUACAAUUGGUAAACGAUUGGCUUCAGGCUACUAUGUAACUAGAAAGCUAUUUAUUGCUGAUAUGAGACGAAUGUUUAGUAAUUGCAAAACAUUUAACCCAGAGGAUUCGUAUUGGGCAAAUUGUGCAGUUGAGUUGGAAAGACUUUUCCAGAUUAAAAUGAAAGAAAUGGGACUCUGGGAUUACUAA
Melanaphis sacchari is the source of this 2512-nucleotide messenger RNA. It is a transcript of the gene Gcn5, whose product is annotated as histone acetyltransferase KAT2B. Gene Ontology annotation, biological process: chromatin remodeling; positive regulation of transcription by RNA polymerase II. The record is from RefSeq and is a predicted model, not a curated record. Lineage: Eukaryota; Metazoa; Arthropoda; Insecta; Hemiptera; Aphididae. The coding region runs from base 218 to 2512 and encodes 764 amino acids. The transcript is spliced from 16 exons. Gene Ontology annotation, molecular function: protein binding; histone H3 acetyltransferase activity. Gene Ontology annotation, cellular component: histone acetyltransferase complex; nucleus.